This is a messenger RNA of Phycodurus eques (leafy seadragon), 1227 nucleotides long. RefSeq names its product transmembrane protein 236 (gene tmem236). The coding region runs from base 23 to 1102 and encodes 359 amino acids. NCBI's taxonomy places the organism in Eukaryota, Metazoa, Chordata, Actinopteri, Syngnathiformes, Syngnathidae. The transcript is spliced from 4 exons. The record is from RefSeq and is a predicted model, not a curated record.
CGCUCUGUCGUCGUCAGUCGCCAUGACCUCGGCCAAGACGCUGAAGCUGGCCGCGUACGAGCUGCUCCAGUUCGCCGCGCUGGUCGUCCCCGCGUUGGCGCUCGCCGAGCGCUUCGCCCGCCUGCUGAGCGACGUGAGGGGACGCGACGACACCGCCUACUGGCUGGCGGUGGCCUCCUCAGUGGCCUACGUGACCUCCUGUGCCCUCCUGGUGUGGGUGCCCCUCAGGUAUCACGUCCUGAGGGGGCGGAGAUUCAAGACCGCACGCUGGAGACCAACAGCGCUGGCGUAUCUCGUCUUGUGCACACUACCUUGCUUUGCUGUUGUGAUAGCCAGCUCCCAGGUGCAAGUCAACGCGGGCGUGCGACUGGACCACUUCGCCGAGUUGCCCGUCUCCUUGGUGAUGUUGUCGCUCACCUGCGUGGACCUGGUGGAGAGGAUACGGCCCUGCAGGCUCCUCGGACAAUUUGACAACCUGGACCUGACCUUUGAGCUGCCGGGCCCGGUUCUGACCCACCUGGAAACGGCCAGCUCGGUCUCCAACCAGGUGCAGCCCGACCAAAUCCAGAACGGUUCCCCGGCGAACCGUCAACCGGAGCCCCCGAACAAACCCGACGCCCCCCGCAGGCGUCCCGACGUCCCCGCGGGCCGUUCCGUGCCGAUCGCCUCCAGAACGUCCGGCGCCGCCUACCUGCGCUCGUCCUCGCGAGCCUUCUCGGGCCACCUGGGCUUCCUGGCGAGGAGAGACGCCAGGUCAGAGGUGUUUGUGGAUUGUUUCCUGUUCUGGUUGGACACGGCAGAGUUGGUCCGGGUGGCAGGGGAGCCGGCCGUCUUCUACUCGCCCUGGGUGUACCCCGUUUUCAUCCUGGCCUUCCUGUCCUGCCUGCGGGCGGUCCUCACCCCUGACGGACCGUUCUGGUCCUCAGCCGGGGUGGCCCUCCAGGACCUUCCCUUCUUGGUCAUGCGGGUGGCCCUGCUGGCCGUCUUCGGAACCGUCACGCCCGUCUUGUUUCCUGUGAAAAACGCCCUGGUCAGCCUGGCCUUCUUCUACUUCACCUGCAUGACCAGGAUGAAAAUAUUCAACAGGCGCAGCAUGUUCUGACAAUAUCACAAUAUAAUCAACAAAUUAUAAUAGAAAUAUUUUUGUACAGCACACUUGAAUCCAAGGAACCAUAUUUGGUUACCAAGACAGGAGUCAAAAUGGACAUCUCCCAGCAAAACGGAAAA